AUGGAGAAGCGUUAUGAGUGUGACGUGUGUGGCAAGGCCUGGCAGAGUGCGUGUCAGCUGGAGACCCACCGGCGGUUGCACACGGGUGAACGUCCCUUCGACUGCUCGGAGUGCGGCAAGAACUUCGCCAGCUACGACAAACUGCUGCGGCACAACCGCGUGCACUCCGGCGAGAGGCCCUUCACCUGCUCCGAUUGCGGCAAAGGCUUCAAGACAGCGAAUCACCUGAAGGACCACCGGCGGGUGCACACGGGCGAGAAGCCCUAUGGCUGCUCCUCCUGCGACAAGAGCUUUGCCCUGUGGUCGGGGCUAUGGCGGCACCGGCGGGUGCACAGCGGUGAGCAGCCCUACACCUGCUCCGACUGCGGCAAAGGCUUCAAGUCAUCCACCAACCUGAAGAUCCACAGGCGUCUGCACACCGGGGAGCGGCCCUACACCUGCAGCGACUGUGGCAAGGGCUUCACUUGCUCCAGCAUCCUGCUGGAACACCAGCACAUCCACACCGGGGAGCGUCCCUACACCUGCGGCCAGUGCGGCAAGGGCUUCAUCCACUCUAGCAACCUGCUGGUGCACCAGCGCACCCACACCGGUGAGCGCCCCUACACCUGCGACCAGUGUGGCAAGGGCUUCACCCGCUCCACCGGGGUGUUGGAGCACCAGCGCACCCACACUGGCGAGCGUCCCUACACCUGUACCCAGUGUGGCAAGGGCUUCAACCGCUCCGACAGACUGCUGUCUCACCAGCGUACCCACACCGGCGAGCGCCCCUACACCUGCUACGACUGCGGCAAGGGCUUCACCCAGUCCCACAGCCUGCUGGUGCACCAGCGCACCCACACCGGCGAGCGACCCUUCAUCUGCACCCAGUGCGGCAAGGGCUUCACUCGCUCCGACAGACUGCUGUCCCACCAGCGGCCAAUCAGCCGCUGUCUCCAAGGGGGUUGCGCCCAAUCACAUAAUGUGCCGAUCACUCGGCGGCAAAUCAGAUGCAGUCUCCGAGGGCCGUUGCGGCCAAUCAUCAAGCAGCUUCCCUUGCUGAAGCAGAAGCCAAGGUCAAGUGGCAAGAAAGAAGCUCAGGGAAGCCAUGUUGAGCACGCUUACAAAAUGAAAGUGGUUUAUGAGCCGUUGCUUUGGACGGAAAGACGGGAACGUGAGCGGCCAUUGAGGGCGGCCAAGGUGCCGGCUUCGAUGCGGGACCACAUGACGGGGAACAACAAGGAGAAGCGUUGUGAGUGCGAUGUGUGUGGCAAAGCCUGGCAGCUGCCAAGCCAGCUGGAGACCCACCGGCGGGUGCACACGGGAGAACGCCCCUUCGACUGCUCUGAGUGCUGCAAGAGCUUCACCAGCUGCGCCAACCUGCUGCUCCACAGCCGCGUGCACUCUGGCGAGAGGCCCUUCGCCUGUUCCGACUGCGGCAAAGGCUUCAAGUCCUCCACGCAUCUGAAGAGGCACAGGCGCCUGCACACCGGGGAGCGCCCCUACACCUGCAGCGACUGCGGCAAGGGCUUCACCCACUCCAGCAACCUGCUGUCCCACCAACGCACCCACACCGGCGAGCGCCCCUACACCUGCGCCCAGUGCGGCAAGGGCUUCACCCGCUCCAACCGGCUGCUGGAGCACCAGCACACCCACACCGGGGAGCGCCCCUACACCUGCGCCCAUUGCGGCAAGGGCUUCACCCGCUCAAUCCGCCUGCUGGAGCACCAGCACACCCACACCGACGAGCGCCCCUUCACUUGCGCGCAGUGUGGCAAGGGCUUCACCUGCUCCAGCAGCCUGCUGGUGCACCAACGCACCCACACUGGCGAGCGUCCCUACACCUGCACCCAGUGCGGCAAGGGCUUCACCCAGUCCGGCACCCUGCUGUCUCACCAGCGCACCCACACCGGCGAGCGUCCCUACACCUGCAGCCAGUGCGGCAAGAGCUACACCCGCUCCUCCAGCCUGCUGUCCCACCAGCGCACCCACACUGGCGAGCAUCUCUACACCUGCGUCCAGGGCGGCAAGGGCUACACCACCUCCUCCAAGCUGCUGUUCCACCAGCAGGUGCACGCUGGCAACCGUCCCGUCCCCAGCGUGGUGUGUGGAGAGAGCUUUGCCAUGGCAUCCCACGCCCUGUCUCACCAGCGGGUGCACACCAGUGGCCAGCCCUACGACUUCCUGUACUGCGGUGAGGCGUUUGAUAGCUCGUGGGAGUUACGGCAGCACCGGCGGGCCCACGCCGACGAGCGGCUGAUCCCACUGCUGGAAGCAUUUGAAGAAUGCAUGGGGGCGGCGGGAGCACCAGCGGUUACACAGACCAUGAUGGACAAGAUUGAAGAAGUUCUGUACCUGAAACGUCACGCAUUCCUUCUCUCCACAGACGCUGCCUGACCCGCUAAGUGACUCCAGCACUGUGAUCUUCUUCCCAUGAUGCAUGCCGCCCCCACACCACGUGACUGUGCAAUGGGAGGGGGCGGGCCGGCAAUCCCCCUCGGAUUGGCGGUGACGUCAGGGCGCCGGUCGUACGCACGUCUGUGUGUGAGGC
Molecule: messenger RNA, 2527 nt
Organism: Amblyraja radiata (thorny skate)
Lineage: Eukaryota; Metazoa; Chordata; Chondrichthyes; Rajiformes; Rajidae
Product: zinc finger protein 850-like
Exons: 5
Coding region: 1-2373 (790 amino acids)
Source: RefSeq, a predicted model, not a curated record